Messenger RNA from Panicum virgatum (switchgrass), 882 nucleotides. RefSeq names its product agamous-like MADS-box protein AGL80. The transcript has a single exon. Gene Ontology annotation, molecular function: DNA binding; protein dimerization activity. Lineage: Eukaryota; Viridiplantae; Streptophyta; Magnoliopsida; Poales; Poaceae. Bases 438 to 695 code for a protein of 85 amino acids. The record is from RefSeq and is a predicted model, not a curated record.
AAAAAAUAAACUCCAACAGACUCCCUAAAUAAAGCUCUCAUUUUAGAUGGUCUCUCGAGUUAACACCUAAGUCCUAAUAGGAGCCUCCCAUCUCGCCCCCCACGCACCGCCCUGCCGCCGCGCCGGCCGCCGCGCCUCCACCUCGUCGCCUGCACCUCCGCCCCGCCUGCAGACGGCCGGGGGGUAGCCCGCGCACGGCGGCUGGAAACCCACGUGACGCGCGGGCGCCCGUCUCGCCGGCCGCUCCCAGGUCGCCGCCCGUUCCCAGGCCGGCAGCCCGAUGUGUCGAACUCCGCCGCCCGGGGGCCGCCCCCGCUCCGCGCGCGGAGCACGACGCUCGUGCCCCGCAAGGACCGGCUCGCAAGAAGGUGGCCCUGCAGUGGAUCGCCAACGACUCGACCCACUGCGUGACCUUGAAGAAGCGCCGCAAGGGCCUGAUGAAGAAGGCGAGCGAGCUGGCCACGCUGUGCGAUGUCGUCGUGGACUACGACGGCGAGGGUAAGGCGCGGCCGGAGGUGUGGCCGGAUGCCCUCGGCGCAGCGGAGCGCAUCGCCGCCCGCUUCAAGGCCGUGCCGGAGCUGGACCAGUGCAAGAAGAAGCAGGACAUGAAGGGCUUCCUCACACAGAGCAACGACGAGCUCAGGGAUCAGGCUGCGCAAGGCGCAGCACGAGAACCGGGAGCAAGGCACAUCUAAGACUGAAUUUUGUUGAAAAAAUUCUAUAGUUUAUUAUUAUGAAGUCUGAACUGAAUGUUAUUCAUUACUGAAUGUUAAAAUGGGUUGAAGCAAUAUUCAGUUGUGUGCUUUUCUGGAAUGCAUUUGUGCACAGUUCUACUGUGAUGUUUCUUUUGUGUAAAUUUAACCUCUGCAUUGUUCAGAGCAA